Molecule: messenger RNA, 4729 nt
Organism: Protobothrops mucrosquamatus (brown spotted pit viper)
Lineage: Eukaryota; Metazoa; Chordata; Lepidosauria; Squamata; Viperidae
Gene: UGGT2
Product: UDP-glucose glycoprotein glucosyltransferase 2
Exons: 39
Coding region: 36-4550 (1504 amino acids)
Cellular component (GO): endoplasmic reticulum
Molecular function (GO): UDP-glucose:glycoprotein glucosyltransferase activity
Source: RefSeq, a predicted model, not a curated record
UGGUGGCCGGGCUGGUGCCGCUUUUUGUGGCCGGGAUGCUCUUCCUUAGUGUAGGGCCGCGAGGCGCCCAAAGCGCCCCGCGCAAGGCGGUCACUGCCCGGCUGGCGGCCAAGUGGCCGGCGACCCCGUUGCUUCUGGAGGCCAGUGAAUUCAUUGCAGAAGAAAGCAAUGAGAAAUUCUGGCAGUUUUUGGAAACGGUGAAAGAACUAACAAUAUAUCAAAAAGGAGUCUCAGAACAUUCUUAUUAUGACUUACUCCUGAAGAAAGCUGGGCAGUUCCUGUCAAAUUUGCAGAUUAAUCUUCUGAAAUUUUCUCUCUCCUUGCGGGCAUUUUCUCCAACUAUUCAGAUGUUUCAGCAGAUUGCAGCUAUUGAGCCACCCCCAAAAGGUUGCAAUGCCUUUGUGGUUAUCCAUGGGAAAAGCACCUGUAAGACUAAUGAAAUUAAGAAGCUUUUGAUGACAGCUGCAUCAAGGCCCAAACCGUAUCUGUUCAAAGGAGAUCAUAAAUUCCCUGUACUCAAGGAACCUGCCCUAGUCGUGAUCCUUUAUGCUGAAGUGGGUACCAAAGAUUUUGCCACAUUUCACAAUGUCUUAUCUGAAAAAGCACAAAAGAGUGAAUUUGUUUACAUUCUCCGACAUUUUGUCAAGAAACGUAGCACUGAGAAGAUGUAUUUGUCUGGAUAUGGUGUGGAACUUGCAAUAAAGAGUACAGAAUACAAAGCAGUGGAUGAAUCUCAGGCUGGAGCUACAAGAAAUAGAACAGAGGAAGAAGAUAAUAAGAAUAGUGAAGUCCAAGGAUUUCUCUUUGAUACAUUAACGGAGAAUCAUCCUGAUCUCAAAGACAAUCUGAAAGAGUUGAAAAAAUACCUGAUUGAAAGCAGUGAUAAUACAGAGCCUUUGAAAUUGUGGGAACUACAAGAUAUUAGUUUGCAAGCAGCCUCUCAAAUUCUGUCUACCCCUGUUUACAAUGCAUUAAAAGUAAUGAAAGACAUCGCACAGAACUUCCCGGUAAAGGCCAGAUCCUUGACCAGAGUGCUAGUAAACCAACAAAUGAGAAAAGAAAUAGAAGAAAAUCAAAAGCAUCUGCAUGAAUCUCUUGAACUUAAGCCUGGUGAAGCACGUUUAUUUUUAAAUGGCCUUCCAAUAGACUUGGAUCUUCGCGAUCCCUUUAGCAUUUUAGAAACUCUGAAGAUAGAAGGAAAAGCAAUGCACGUUCUUCACUCCCUUGGAAUUAAGGAAGAUUUUCCGAGUAAAUUCAUGAGAUUAGCUUCCCAAUCUCAGGAUGCAUCUUACGCAUUAGACAUUCGUCACUCAGCAAUUGUCUGGGUCAAUAACCUAGAAAGGGAUGCUAUGUAUAACAAGUGGCCUUCAAGUUUUCAGGAACUUCUCAAACCAGCAUAUGCAGGAAUGAUGCGACAGAUUAGACGGAAUUUAUAUAAUAUGGUCCUUUUUAUUGACCCUCUCCAGGAAGAAGCGGCUGGUUUCAUUAAACUAAUUGAAUUAAUCUACACUCAGAAAGUACCUCUAAGACUUGGCUUUGUUUUCAUCUUAAAUACUGAUGAAGUGGUUGAUGGAAAUGACGACGCAGGAGUUGCCCUGUGGAGAGCUUUUAACUUUAUUGCAGAUGAAGUGGAUAUCCCUCAAGCUUUUGUCUCCAUACUUUAUAUGUAUCGUCAAGUAGACGAGGGAGAAAUCCUUUCAGUGCACAACGUGAAGCGUAUUCUUCAUAGACAAUUUCCUCAAGCUGAUGUGGAGGAGAUCCUGGGUCUGGACUCUGAAUAUGAUGACAAGAGAAAGGCAGGAGCAAUGUUUUAUAAGAAGACUGGCCUGGGCCCAUUGCCUCAAGCUCUCUUUAAUGGUGUGCCUUUUAACAGAAAAGAGAUGAAUAUUGCAGAACUAGAGACCUCUCUGCUGAAGAUCAUAGAUGCCACAGAGGCCUUUCAGCGGGCAGUGUCCAUGGGCUUGCUAAAUGAUCAUAAAGAUGCGGUUGAUUUCAUCAUGGAGCAACAGAAUGUAGUUUCUCAUAUAAAUGAUAUAAUUCUUGGUGAUGAAAAAAGAUACUUGAAUUUUGAAUCCCCAUCAGUUCCUAUAGAUGUAAAUGACUACUCAACGUUUUUCUUCUUGGACUCUCAAGAUAAAACAUUUGUUAUUUCUGAAAACAUGAAUUAUGUUACAAAGCAAGAUGAUGCUUUAAUCUAUCCAGUAACCAUAUGGAUUGUGGCUGAUUAUGACAAGCCAGAUGGAAGGCAAUUGCUUUCUACUGCACUGAAACACUUGAAAACCAGCAGUCAUAUUCGGCUUGGGAUUGUGAAUAAUCCUACUUCAAAAAUAACAGAAGACAGCACUAUUAUUGCAAGAGCAAUCAUGGCAGCAUUUUUAACCCAGAAAAAUGUUCAUUUGAAAAACUUUCUUGGUCGGAUUCUUAAGGAGGAGACAGCAAAGGCCCUUGCUGAAGGAACUAAAAUUAAAAAGUUUUUUUUCCCGGCCAUGGAUGCUGAUGCUCUUGAGAAGAAAUACAAUACACUGGGGGUUGAUAUGAUUCAGACUCAUCAAGCAUUUUGUCAGGAAGUUCUUAAAUUGCUUCCGGGAGAAAUGGCUGUUAUUAGUAAUGGUAGGAUAUUAGGCCCUUUAAAAGAAGAUGAAUUAAAUGCCAAAGACUUUGAUUUAUUGGAGACGAUAACUCUAAAUACAGCAGCUGCAAAGAUUAAAAGCCUUGUCAAGGAAAUGGGGAUUGAUCAUAAACGUGGCAGUAAUUUAGUGAUGAAAGUGAAUGCCCUCCUUUCUUCUUUGCCAAUAACUGAUGACCGCCAAGAUGUUGAAUUUUUCAAAGACCAACAUAGCAUACUGAAGAUAAAUCCAGAGCAAAGUGAACCCUACUUUGAUAUAGUUGGUGUUGUUGAUCCACUAACAAGAGAAGCCCAGAAGCUAUCACAUUUAUUGAUUGUGCUUGGUCAGAUUGUCAACAUGAAGCUGAGACUGUUCAUGAACUGUAGAUCAAACCUAUCAGAAACACCCUUGAAAAGCUUUUAUCGUUUAGUUAUGGAACCAGAACUUUCUGUUGGGUCCAAUAAUUUCUUUCCUCUUUCAUCUGGAGCAACCUUCCUUGAAAUUCCAGAGUCUCUUCUUCUGACACUAAACAUGGCAAUUCCAGAAAGUUGGUUGGUUGAAGCAGUGAACAGUUCUUAUGACCUCGACAACAUUCAUUUAAAAGAUGUAGAAGGGGUGGUUUCAGCUGAGUAUGAAUUAGAAUAUUUGUUGCUGGAAGGACAUUGCUAUGAUGUGAGCAAUAGGAAGCCACCUCGGGGAUUGCAAUUCACCCUUGGAAGAAGGAAUAAUCCUUUCAAAGUUGAUACCAUUGUGAUGGCCAACCUGGGAUAUUUUCAAUUAAAAGCCAACCCAGGGUCUUGGAUUUUGAGAUUACGUGAAGGAAGAUCUGAAGAAAUCUAUGAAAUAUUUCAGCAUGAAGGAACAGAUUCUUCUGGAAGUCAAGAAGAAAUUAUUGUAGUAUUAAAUAGUUUUAGAAGCAAAAUCAUCAGAAUUCAAGUACAGAAAAAACCUGACAGUGAAAAUGAAGAUCUCCUGAGUGAAGUAACAACAGAAGAGGAGGAAGAUUCCAUGACCAGUUUUACAGGACGAACAUGGAAAGCAAAUCUGGAGAAGAAAAUUGAUGUACUGAAUAUAUUUUCUGUUGCUUCUGGCCAUUUAUAUGAGCGCUUUUUAAGAAUUAUGAUGCUUUCAGUUCUACGCCACACAAAGACACCAGUAAAAUUUUGGUUUCUGAAAAAUUACCUUUCACCUACAUUUAAAGCGCUUAUACCUCAUAUGGCUAAAGAAUAUGGCUUUGAUUAUGAGCUUGUACAAUACAAAUGGCCCCACUGGCUUCAUCAGGAGACAGAAAAACAAAGAAUCAUCUGGGGUUAUAAAAUUCUCUUCUUGGAUGUUCUCUUCCCAUUGGCUGUGGACAAAAUAAUAUUUGUUGAUGCUGAUCAGAUUGUAAGAAGUGAUCUGAAAGAACUCCGCGAUCUAAACUUAAGAGGUGCACCUUAUGGUUACACUCCUUUCUGUGAUAGUCGUAGAGAAAUGGAUGGCUACCGUUUCUGGAAGUCAGGAUAUUGGGCUUCACAUCUUGGGAAGAAGAAGUAUCACAUCAGUGCUUUAUAUGUUGUGGAUCUGAAGAUAUUCCGGAGGAUUGCUGCAGGCGACAGGCUUAGAGGUCAAUAUCAAGCACUUAGUCAGGAUCCAAACAGUUUAUCCAACCUAGAUCAGGAUCUUCCAAAUAACAUGAUUCAUCAGGUGCCUAUUAAAUCUCUCCCUCAAGAAUGGCUAUGGUGUGAAACUUGGUGCAGUGAUGAAUCCAAAGAAAAGGCUAAAACCAUUGAUCUGUGCAACAAUCCAAAAACUAAGGAACCUAAGCUAGAAGCUGCUGUCAGGAUUGUUCCUGAAUGGACAGAUUAUGACUCUGAAAUACAGAAGCUGUUAAAUCGUAUCAGAAACGAGAAGACAAACGGGACUCCAUUCCAUCCAAAAGACUCCAAGCAUGAUGAACUUUAGGAAUAUUUGGCAAUGCUGACCACAGACAGAAACCAAAAGACUGCUUUUAAUGAAUGUAAUUGAGAUACACUGUGUAUUUGUGCAAUUUUUUUUUAAAAAAAAUGAUUUUUACAUUGCACAUAACAUGGAACGAACAGACUGUAAAAAAUGCGCAGUAAAUAAAGUGUAUUUGGAAAUGA